Myotis davidii is the source of this 3672-nucleotide messenger RNA. It is a transcript of the gene AARS1, whose product is annotated as alanyl-tRNA synthetase. Gene Ontology annotation, molecular function: aminoacyl-tRNA deacylase activity; amino acid binding; nucleic acid binding. The record is from RefSeq and is a predicted model, not a curated record. Gene Ontology annotation, biological process: tRNA modification; alanyl-tRNA aminoacylation. Lineage: Eukaryota; Metazoa; Chordata; Mammalia; Chiroptera; Vespertilionidae. The transcript is spliced from 21 exons. Gene Ontology annotation, cellular component: mitochondrion; cytoplasm. Bases 401 to 3307 code for a protein of 968 amino acids.
CGCUGCGCGUUGCGGCCGGCGGUGGUUUCUGCCUGUGCUUCUGCCCUGUGUGCGCCCACAGGUAUUCGCGGGCCGCUGGCGGUGGGCUGAGCGAGGAGUGAGGCCCGGCGACCCUCGGGGGAAGCAGGCAGCCUUGGAGAUAUACCACAAGGGCGGCAGGGCCGGCGUCUGCGAGCGCAGCGGCUGCUUGGCCAGGCCUCGCGAGGCCUCUGGAUUGGACCUUGGGCGGGAGCCGGGGCCCGGGCAGCGGACACGGCAGCCGAGCGCUGGAGUGGAGCGGCCUCCGGUGGCCUGAACGAGGACCAAGCUCUUGGGAGGAUCCCGGUUGCCAUUGACUACCCAUCCAAAGCGGAGGUUUUCUUUCUCUUAAGUUUGUAUCUCCUAGGGGGUUACUUUCAAGAUGGACUCAACCCUCACAGCAAGUGAAAUUCGGCAGCGAUUUAUAGAUUUCUUCAAGAGAAAUGAGAACACCUAUGUUCACUCAUCUGCUACCAUCCCAUUGGAUGAUCCCACUCUGCUCUUUGCCAAUGCCGGCAUGAACCAGUUCAAACCCAUCUUCCUGAACACUAUUGAUCCGUCUCACCCCAUGGCAAAGCUGAGCAGAGCUGCCAAUACCCAGAAAUGCAUCCGGGCCGGGGGCAAGCACAAUGACCUGGACGACGUGGGCAAGGAUGUCUAUCAUCACACCUUCUUUGAGAUGUUGGGCUCCUGGUCUUUUGGAGAUUACUUCAAGGAAUUGGCAUGUAAGAUGGCUCUGGAACUUCUCACCCAAGAGUUUGGCAUUCCGGUGGAAAGACUUUAUGUUACUUACUUUGGUGGGGAUGAAGCAGCUGGCUUAGAACCCGACUUGGAGUGCAAACAGAUCUGGCAAAACUUGGGGGUGGAUGACACCAAAAUCCUCCCCGGCAACAUGAAGGAUAACUUCUGGGAGAUGGGUGACACAGGCCCGUGCGGUCCCUGCAGUGAGAUCCACUAUGACCGGAUCGGAGGUCGGGAUGCUGCACAUCUUGUCAACCAGGAUGACCCCAACGUGCUGGAGAUCUGGAACCUCGUGUUCAUCCAGUAUAACAGGGAAACCGAUGGAACUCUGAAACCUCUUCCUAAGAAAAGUAUUGACACAGGGAUGGGCCUGGAGCGACUGGUGUCUGUGCUGCAGAAUAAGAUGUCCAACUACGACACUGACCUUUUUGUCCCUUACUUUGAAGCCAUUCAGAAGGGCACAGGUGCCCGGCCGUACACUGGGAAAGUUGGUGCUGACGAUGCUGAUGGGAUUGACAUGGCCUACCGGGUGCUGGCUGACCAUGCUCGGACCAUCACUGUGGCUCUAGCCGAUGGCGGCCGACCUGACAACACAGGGCGGGGGUAUGUGCUGAGACGGAUUCUUCGCCGGGCUGUGCGAUACUCCCAUGAGAAACUCAAUGCCAGCAAGGGUUUCUUUGCUACAUUAGUAGACGUCGUCGUCCAGUCCCUGGGAGAUGCAUUUCCUGAACUAAAGAAGGACCCAGAUAUGGUGAAGGACAUCAUUAAUGAAGAGGAAGUGCAAUUUCUCAAGACUCUCAGCAGAGGGCGUCGCAUCCUGGACAGGAAAAUUCAGAGCCUGGGAGACAGCAAGACCAUUCCUGGGGACACUGCUUGGCUUCUCUAUGACACCUAUGGCUUUCCAGUGGAUCUCACCGGUCUGAUUGCUGAAGAGAAGGGGCUGGUGGUAGAUAUGGACGGCUUUGAAGAGGAGAGGAAACUGGCCCAGCUGAAGUCACAGGGCAAGGGAGCUGGAGGGGAAGACCACAUUAUGCUGGACAUUUAUGCUAUCGAAGAGCUUCGGGGCAAGAGUCUGGAGGCUACAGAUGACUCUCCAAAGUACAGUUACCUUUCGGACUCCACUGGGAGCUACGCGUUUGAGAGCACAGUGGCUACAGUGAUGGCUCUGCGCAGGGAUAAGAUGUUUGUGGAGGAAGUGUCCACGGGCCAGGAGUGUGGCGUGGUGCUGGACAAGACCUGUUUCUAUGCUGAGCAAGGAGGGCAGAUCUACGACGAAGGCUACCUGGUGAAGGUUGAUGACAGCAGUGAAGACAAAACUGAGUUUACAGUGAAGAAUACUCAGGUGCGAGGAGGGUAUGUGCUACACAUAGGAACAAUCUAUGGCAACCUGAAAGUGGGGGAUCAGGUCCGACUGUUUAUUGAUGAGCCCCGACGUAGACCUGUCAUGAGCAACCAUACAGCUACCCACAUUCUGAACUUUGCCCUGCGCUCCGUGCUUGGGGAAGCUGACCAGAGAGGCUCCCUGGUUGCGCCUGACCGCCUUCGGUUUGACUUCACUGCCAAGGGAGCCAUGUCCACCCAACAGAUCAAGAAGGCUGAGCAGAUUGUUAACGAGAUGAUUGAGGCAGCUAAGCCCGUCUAUACCCAGGAUUGUCCCCUGGCAGCAGCGAAAGCCAUCCAGGGCCUGCGGGCUGUGUUUGAUGAAACCUAUCCUGACCCUGUGCGCGUCGUCUCUGUUGGGGUCCCAGUGUCCGAGCUGCUAGACGACCCCUCCGGUCCUGCUGGCUCACUCACUUCUGUUGAGUUCUGUGGGGGAACUCACCUGCAGAAUUCGAGUCACGCGGGAGCUUUUGUGAUUGUGAGUGAAGAAGCGAUUGCCAAGGGCAUCCGGAGGAUCGUGGCUGUCACAGGUGCUGAAGCCCAGAAGGCCCUCAGGAAAGCAGAGAGCUUGAAGAAGUCUCUCUCUGUCAUGGAGGCCAAAGUGAAGGCCCAGACUUCGCCCAACAAGGACGUGCAGAGGGAGAUCGCUGACCUUGGAGAGGCCCUGGCCACUGCAGUCAUCCCCCAAUGGCAGAAGGAUGAAUUCCGGGAGACUCUCAAAUCCCUGAAGAAGAUCAUGGAUGACCUAGACCGGGCUAGCAAAGCUGAUGUCCAGAAGCGAGUGUUGGAGAAGACAAAGCAGCUCAUUGACAGCAACCCCAACCAGCCCCUCGUCAUCCUGGAGAUGGAGAGCGGCGCGUCAGCCAAGGCCCUGAACGAAGCCUUGAAGCUCUUCAAGACGCAUUCCCCACAGACGUCGGCCAUGCUCUUCACAGUGGAUAAUGAGGCUGGCAAGAUCACGUGCUUGUGUCAAGUCCCUCAGAAUGCAGCCAACCGGGGCCUGAAAGCCAGUGAGUGGGUGCAGCAGGUGUCAGGCCUGAUGGAUGGCAAAGGUGGUGGCAAAGAUGUGUCUGCGCAGGCCACAGGCAAGAAUGUGGGCUGCCUGCAGGAGGCGCUGCAGCUGGCCACUUCCUUUGCCCAGCUCCGCCUGGGAGAUGUGAAGAAUUGAGGGGAGGGGUGGCUUCCACUUGGAAGCGUCUCCCCCACACCCAGAUGUAUCCGUCCAGCCAGGAGAUCUCCAUCUGCCACACGGACAUUGGAAUCCUGGGACCUUUAAAUAGCCCCAUUUCUCCUCCUAACUCAGCAGUAACUGGAAUUCACUUAGGUGCCAUCCUGUGACUCAAUGCCCACGUUACAUUUCUGCCUGGAGCCCUACACCUGAGCACCAUCUGUGUAGAACCACUAUCCCAGUAUUGCUACUAAUCAUUGUCAUGCUCAUGUCUAUAGACAGUUUUCUGCAGACCCAAGGCUCUAGGUCUGCAGGAAGGAACCAUUUUUGCUGCAGAGAAUAAAAGGACCAUGUGCAAUACUUGA